Messenger RNA from Morone saxatilis (striped sea-bass), 2559 nucleotides. RefSeq names its product isthmin 2b (gene ism2b). The transcript has 6 exons. The record is from RefSeq and is a predicted model, not a curated record. Lineage: Eukaryota; Metazoa; Chordata; Actinopteri; Moronidae. Bases 430 to 1845 code for a protein of 471 amino acids.
AAUGACUCACAGUUUAAAGUAGUUGAAUAAGCGAGCGCCGGUGCGGACGGGGAGAUUCUGCGUGGGGUAUUUGACUUCUUUCUGGUACUUAAAGCUCCGCUAACUGUGGUUUUUAUGGGGCAGAGAAGCGCUGAGCUCGACCCGCCAUACGGACUGACAGUUGCUGCACGAGGCGCUGGUGCCAGAUAUGGAUAGCGCGCGGGACACCUCUGGACGCUGGUGCGCAUCUUCAUAAAGUGCGACACUUCGAGACCGACGAGGCUGAAAACUUCAUUUGUCCUGAGUCAAAGUUGCCGACAAGCGACGAGGACGAGCAGGGACGCCUCGCUUCAACCAAACCAACAAGCCAAUUUAGGGAGAACGGUUUGAGGAAAAACCCUCCAAAGGACUUUUUUCAGGUCUUCGCGGGACGGCUUUGAAGCGGAGAAGAUGAGUCGAGAGGUCGCGUGGAGAUUUCAGAUGCUGCUUGUGAUUUGGUCGAUACUUGUCUUUAGCUUUGGGACCGGGUUUCCCACCAGACACAAGGCUCACGGCCACCCGGCUCACAGCGACGGGGUCCAGUAUGUCCCUGAGGUUUUGGACCAGCAGAACCAGGUUCAGAGUCUCUUGCCUGAGCCCCACAGCCACCAGAGGAGGUGGUCGCACCCCCAGCACCGCUCGCUCGGUCUUCUUCCGCAGCCUGAGCCCGAGGAGGAGACUAAACCCUUCAUCCUGGAUCUCAAGAACUUUCCAGACCUGGCCAAUGCUGACAUCAACUCGCAGAAUCCCAACAUACAGGUAACCAUUGAAGUGGUGGACGACCCCCAGAUGGAGGUAGAGAUGGACCUGGCCAAGGAAAAAGACUGGCUACCAUCCUCUUCCUCCUCCCCCUCCUCCACAGUAGAUUGGCUCGGAGGCAAGAAGCUUUUCUGGCCCCUCUUCUGGAGUUACACCGACGCCGAUUCCAGCGAGGACAGCAGCAGCAGCAGCAGCAGGUCAGGCGUGGAGGAAACUGGCGAGGAAGAGGAGGAGGAAGAUUACUCCCUGGAUUACGGCAGCGAGGAGCCCUUACCCAGCGGAGUGGGCGGAGACUGGGAUACGCGUUGGAACGAAGGCUGGGAUCCAAUGCAGAGCUACUAUGAGAAGGAGACCGAUGAGUGGACACCCUGGUCUCCAUGUUCAGUGACAUGUGGACACGGUGAGAGGAAGAGGACCAAGUCUUGUGGCUACUCCUGCACUCUGACAGAAGCCUCUAAGUGUGACCUGGAGCCGUGUCCUGGUGACGUCAACACCGUGGUAGAGCCUUUUCCUUUUGAGAUGGAGAACGGUACAGAGCCUUUUGGGACAGAUGUGGACAGCUGUGAGAAGUGGCUCAACUGCAAGAGUGAGUUCCUCCAGAGGUACCUCCACCAGGUCCUGUCUGAGCUGCCCAGCUGCCCCUGCUCCUACCCCUCUGAAGUGGCAUACACUGUGGUUAGUGUCUACGACGAGACUCACGGCAGACAGUUCCGCUGGCGUGAUGCCAGUGGCCCCAAGGAGCGCCUGGAUAUCUACAAGCCAUCAGCGCGUAGCUGCAUCCGUUCAGCACUUUCCGGCGACUCAUCUACUCUCGCAGCGCAGCACUGUUGUUACGGCGAUCGCGGGCGGCUGAUCACACGGGGGAAAGGCGCAGGCACGCCGAACCUGAUCAGCACUGAGUUCUCACCUGAGCUGCACUUCAAAGUGGAUGUGCUGCCUUGGAUCCUGUGCAAGGGAGACUGGAGUCGCUUCCAUGCAGUGCGGCCACCCAACAAUGGAUUGAGCUGCCCUGAAAACCCCCAUGAAGACGUGUUCAUGAAUGAACUGGAAGAGGCCAGGGAGUACUGAGGGACCGCAGCCAAAACUACCACUUCACUCAGAGUCAGAGGGCCUAAUCCUAAUUUGAGAGGAGACUGCCUACCUUAAAAGUCGUAAAAUAUUACACGUAAACCAUGCAUCAUGCAUUAACCAUGCAUUGACUCAGAGGAAAUGCACAUUUGUGAUUGGGAGAUUUGUGGGAUUUAGGAAUGAUGGUGAAGUGUGGCUGUCUCAAGUUAGGAUUUGGCACAGUGUCCUGAUAUCAGACUCGACUGAACUGAACUCAAUUGCAAGAAUGGAAAAAAAUGCAGUGUUCUCCCGUCGCUUGCCAACCUGUUCCACAUCUGGCAUGACAUCAAGCUCUCUCUCUUCAUAUUCAGUCCACUCUUCUGGGUGUGUGUAAGCAUGAUGUCUACCUACUGGCUUUUUGAUGGUGUCCUGGAGCGCUUGUGAUUGACAAUAGCAACAUAUGGUAAACAUCCUGAUAAUGCUUCUUGUAGGUUUUACAUUAGGAAAUGUACGAAUGUGGGCUGUUCAUACUGAUGAAAAAAACACAUGCAUGGGAAGAGUCCAACAGAUGAAUAUCCCCAACGAUGCUGCUACAAUCUAAAAUCCUUCAGGUUUUACAAAGGGGUUAAGAGGAGCAAGACAACAGGAAACCAGUAGACCCAAAAGGUGCCAUAUGCAUUCACAGUGAUGUACAUUUCAGCCAAUCUUUUGGGACACUAAAAUGUGUAAUAUUAG